UUUUUUGUAGAACGUAUGCCGAAGAUCGCAGCGUCUGUUAUUAAAAUAGCUAUCUUUUCAUUUUCACCCUCGCUUCCUCUCUCUCUCGUCCUUUUCGUCUGUCUCUCUCUCAAAAAUCUGAGGCUCUGGGCCAACAACAGGAGGAGGAGGAGAAGAAGAAGGAGGAGAAGAAACGCAAGCGCCACCAACAUUAUGUUGCGCUUUAGACCAAACCCUUCUUUAUUUCUUCUCAUUCUCUCCCUCUUCCUCUUUGUUGUUUUCACCUCUGGAACCGCCCCUUCCCGCCGCUCUGGGCUUUUUCCAGAAGAUGGUGUGGAAAUUGAUGUUAGAAGUCAGUAUUUUGAUGUGCUGCCGUGGAAGACGAGGAGAUUACUGGCCAACGAAACAACGGCCAAUAGUUCUCUCGUGUUGGCUCAGGACAGAACUCGCCGGAAAGAUCCUCUGGACCACUUUAACCGCUACGCUGGUGGUUGGAAUAUCAGCAACCAGCAUUAUAUUGCUUCAGUUGUUUUUACUGCGGUUCCCUUCUUUGUCGUUGCUGCAGUUUGGUUCGUGCUUUUUGGGCUCAGUUUAUUCCUUAUCUGUCUGUGUCGUUGCUGUUGUCCAAGAGAACCUUUUGGCUAUUCUCGAACAGCUUAUGCUUUGUCCUUGAUCUUCCUUAUUCUCUUCACCCUGGCAGCAAUUGCUGGAUGUGUUGUCCUGUACACUGGUCAGGGGAAAUUUCAUGGCAGUACCUCAGACACACUGGAUUAUGUUGUCGAUCAGGCUGACUUCACUGCUCAAAACCUCAGGAAUGUGUCAGAUUAUCUUGAUGCUGCUAAGAAGAUUGGAGUUGAUGCUGUCUUUAUGCCAUCGGAUGUUCAGAAGAACAUUGAUGAUGUUCAAACAAAAAUCAAAUCUGCUGCUGCCACUCUUUCCAAUAAGACCCAAGAAAACUCUGAAAAAAUACAAGACGGUUUAGAUGCAAUGAGAUUAGCUCUUAUUAUUAUUGCAGCUGUUAUGCUCUUUCUUGCAUUUCUUGGGUUCAUAUUUUCCAUCUUUGGGUUGCAGUGUCUAGUAUACUUUUUGGUGAUUGUUGGAUGGAUUCUUGUUGCCGGAACAUUUAUUGUGUGUGGUGUGUUUCUCUUUCUUCAUAAUGCGGUUGCAGAUACUUGUGUUGCCAUGGAUCAGUGGGUGCAGAACCCAACCGCUCAUACAGCCUUGGAUGAUAUUCUUCCUUGUGUGGAUAAUGCAACUGCACAAGAAACCUUGACUCAAACCAAGGAUGGGACUUUCCAAAUUGGGAAGAUAAUUGGCAACGUCAUUGCUAAUGUCACAAACCGAAACUUCCCACCCAAUGCGGGACCUCUGUACUACAAUCAAUCAGGCCCCCAUAUGCCAGCGCUCUGCAAUCCAUUCAAUCCUGAUCUCACAGAUAGGCAGUGUGCUGCUGGGGAAGUGGUCUUGGACAAUGCCACUGAGGUAUGGAAGAAUUAUACCUGUCAGGUUUCAUCUGCUGGCAUCUGCAUCACACCGGGCCGGAUGACUCCGACCAUAUACGGUCAAAUGGCAGCUGCAGUGAACGUGAGCUACGGUCUGUAUCAUUACGGACCAUUCCUGGUAGAUCUCCAAGACUGCACCUUUGUCAGGAAAACAUUCUCAGACAUCAGCGGCCAGUAUUGCCCGGGUCUCAGAAGGCACUCCCAGUGGAUCUACCUUGGAUUACUCUCAGUAUCUGUCGCAGUGAUGCUGUCUCUGAUCUUCUGGGUCAUCUAUGCGAGAGAGAGGAGGCAUCGUGUGUACGCAAAGCUUAUGACAGAAGAUAAAGCCCCUUGAAGGCAUCAUGCGUUACUGUAGUGAGAAGAUUAUGGUGUUCAUUUGUGUUUGGUGCUGUGCAAGAUUUUUGAGUCGCAUAUGUUUAUUGGUAUUUAUUGUUUUUAUUGAAGAGAUGUUUAAAUCUCUCUUAAUAGUAUGAGUAAUAUAUAGGAAGUGGUACCUGUAGUAGUGUAUUUAUUAUGGUGUAUUAACUAAUUUAUUGUAUGUAUAAAUGAGCACUUAAGGGAAAAAAGCCUUGCUUUGGCACGUUUUGACGUGAA
Messenger RNA from Prosopis cineraria, 2075 nucleotides. RefSeq lists its product as uncharacterized. The coding region runs from base 16 to 1815 and encodes 599 amino acids. The transcript is spliced from 9 exons. The record is from RefSeq and is a predicted model, not a curated record. Gene Ontology annotation, cellular component: plasmodesma; plasma membrane. Lineage: Eukaryota; Viridiplantae; Streptophyta; Magnoliopsida; Fabales; Fabaceae.